GCACCCGUUCUCUCUCUCCCACUUUUUUUUUCUUCUUCCCCCCCCUGCAGCGUUCCUCGUCCCCAUCCUAACUCCAAGUCGCCCCGCCCCACUUGCAGUUUAAGAAAGGGGGGGAAAAAAAAUCCCAAACGCUCGCGUCUACUUUUCUGCUUUCCGUCUUUGGCUGCCUCUACUCGACCUCGAGUUUCCCUUCAAUCUCCACCGUUCAGUCGUACGUCACCGCUAUGCCAGAGCUGUGCGAUGGACAUCUUGAUGAACUCUUGAAAGAAGCGGCAAGCCGCCUAGCGACUAAACAGUCGUCACUGCCGAAGGAUUGCAGCUUGAUCGCCGUCGCGGCCUUGCCUGUCGAUCCGACUACUGAAUCAAAGGCACUGCUCAAAGCACAAGACUCAAGAAGCAUUUCGCUUCGUGAUCCUAGGCCAGCGGAGGAAAAAGCACACGGUGAUGCUGGCCCCGGCUGGUUUGGGAUCCCUAAGACGGACCCUAACGACCCCGACCUGAAGCGGGAUCUGCAGAUUCUUCACAUGAGAGGAACUGCCAUUGAUCCCAAGCGGCACUACAAGAAGGAGUCGCUCAAGGCCAGGAUACCGCGUUACGCCCAUGUUGGACGUAUCGUUGAGGGCCCUACCGAAUUCCACAGCGCUCGUUUGACGCGAAAGGAACGAAAACAGACGCUGGUAGACGAACUUUUGAGCGCCGAAAAGGCGUCGGGCAAGUUCAGAUCCAAGUACGAGGACAUCCAAGUGAAGAAGGCGAGCGGCAGAAAGGCACACUACAAGAAGUUGAUAGAGCGACGCCGGCGCAACCGUCAUUAGGCAGAACGAUUAGACAAUUCCCUAUUCUCUAAUGCGCCGCAUGGUUGCACUACCGCGUAAUUUUAGUCAUGUUGGUUUUCCUAGGUGAACCCGUUGCUAGCCAUAAUAUUGCGCCUACUUGCUGGGGAGAAACCCGGACAAGUUCCAUCUUGCGGGCCACUCUUCUGCUGCAGUUCCUCGGAAUAGAGAAGAAAAGAUAGGGAAAUAGAGCAAGGGCUUCACGUGGAAUAAUAAACUUACUGCUUAUACACAGUAGAAAGGAGAUCAGUGGCUUCAAAAAUAUAAUAAAUAUGUAUGAAACCUGUAAUAUAAUGUACAUGUAUAGCAAGUGGCGCAUUAUAGUAAGUAGUAUAUAU
This is a messenger RNA of Colletotrichum navitas, 1171 nucleotides long. Its product is annotated as Fcf2 pre-rRNA processing-domain-containing protein. The coding region runs from base 225 to 815 and encodes 196 amino acids. NCBI's taxonomy places the organism in Eukaryota, Fungi, Ascomycota, Sordariomycetes, Glomerellales, Glomerellaceae. Gene Ontology annotation, molecular function: RNA binding. The record is from RefSeq and is a predicted model, not a curated record. The transcript has 2 exons. Gene Ontology annotation, cellular component: nucleolus. Gene Ontology annotation, biological process: RNA processing.